GAGGACGCCUGGAGAACAGGGCAUACAGCGCACGUUUUGUGUGUGAUAGCGAGGGCAGAUGCUAAGCUAAGCUAGCGAAGCUCUCUCCGUGUGCGCCGAUUGACUGCCGACGGAACCGGCGAUGAGUUCCCUGCCCUAACUUUACUCCCUCAACCAGGCUGAGCCACUUCAGAGUGGAUCCAGUUUUUUAAAGAUGCAGGAAUCCCACCUGGCCUGGCUGUUAACUAUGCUGUGUCUUUUGUAGACAACAGAAUUCAGAAAAACAUGCUGAUGGAUCUCAGCAAGGAGAUCAUGAUGGAUUUGGGCAUUACAGUCAUCGGGGACAUCAUAGCCAUUCUCAAACAUGCCAAGCAUGUCUACAGACAGGACAUGUGCAAAAUGGCCACUGAAGCCAUUUCCUCUGGCCAGACCAGUGUUCAGGCUGAGCUGAGACGCACUGCCAACACUCCUGCCACACGCAUGAUUGCCAAUGCCUUGAGUCGGGACUCCCCACCGAGCACGCCCGCCCGUCGCUCUGACAACCGCCUCUCUGUGACAGUCUCCAACAACAGUGCCAAAGCGGUCGUCAGUCAGCCUGCAGAUGAAGAAAACAGCUCACCGGUGAAGCGUCGGCGAGUCACAGCAGAAAUGGAGGGGAAGUAUAUCAUCAAUAUGCCAAAGGGCACCACUGCCCGCACCCGCCGCAUUUUGGCCCAGCAAGCCAAAAAAGCCAAGAGCCUGAAGCGCACUUCUGUGUUUGAGAGGUUGGGGUCAGAGUCUAAGUCUGAUGCUGCUACAGCCAAUAAGCAGGUAACAGGAGUGUUCAGUCGACUGGGCAAAGUAGACGACGAUGAGGAAGCUGAAAAGAAGGUGGGAGACGGUGCUAGUGGUGAUGGGGAAGAAGACAGCGACGGUGAAGGCUCAGUGUUGCAGUACGCUGGCGUCCUUAAACGACCCCCACCACCUUCCAAAAAAGAGCCUGUUGCACAAAAAUCUGAAACGGCCGCCAUGUACCGCCUGGGCAACAAAUUCAAAACUACCCCUCCAUCAGAGAGCACUCCGCCUACACCCUCCUCUACCUCCUCUGGCCAGGAGGGGGUGCCCAAGCUGAGUGUGAUGCAGAGGCUGGGUAAGGCUCCAUCAGCCAGCUCCGGUCCUGCCACCUCCAGUCCUGUAGCUGGCCAGUCAGCAGAUACGCAGGAUAGCCGUGUCACCAGCAGCAGAAGCAAAGCUCAGGGAAGCUUUGCUUUAGCCAGCCCCAAAGUUAGCAGUAGCACAGGGACAGGCAGGGACUGUCACGGGGCUCAGAUGGACGCUGGGACAGUCAGUGUCUUCAAGAGACUGGGCGCUAAGAAGACCUAAUGCACAAAAAUAAACCUCCUAAACACUCCUUCCCUCUGAAUGGUUUAUCCCUACAAAAUCCCACAUUCAGGGCUUAGAAUACCUACGGUAAAGGAGUAGGAAGGAAUCACACUUUCCCUCAGCGUAAGUGGACUGGAAAGUCUGUAUGUGCCUUCACAGUCCUGUUUAUUUGCAGUGUUAUUCCGAUGUGGGUGAAAAUGCCGGGAAGACAAUAUACAGACUUUGCAUGUCCUCUUGGUGCUUAUAGGAAUGAUAUGCACCCUUACCUCUCGCUAAACCCCGUCUAGGGCUGCACAGUAUGGUUGAAAUACUUACAUUGCGAUUAUACUCCUGGCUAUUUUGAUUGGAGUAUGCUUUGCAGCAUGUAACACCCAUAUGGGUGUACCGUUAAAGGGGAAUUCCACCAUUUUUAUUUUUUUAUGUUUCUAUGUCAUUCAAUCAUUGAGAUGUAAACUGUCAUUGAGUAGUCUGUGGUUAAAUACUUCGCUGUAGAGAAACUUGUUAACUCUGAUUGCUUUGUAGUAGUGAUGAUAGGAGCCAGGGGCACAACGUCUACAUUGUAGACAUUUACUAUUCAAAAUGACCAGCGAACCUACAUGUGUCUGGAGUUCUUAUAUGUUGAUAAUGGUAAAAUAGUGGUAAAUGUGAAAGAAUGUUUUCUGUGGGGACUGUUUUGCCCUGUGGUGUCCUACAUAUACCUCUUUUAAUAUGAAUGAGUUUUAAAAAAAUGUUGUAUGCCAAAAACAGUGUCAGGCACCAAGCAGUGUAUUCGUAACCAUUUCAUAUAAUGAAAUGAGCUUUUUAAGAGCUAGCUUUAUUAGCAUCAGAUCUGUGGUUCCUGUCUCCAUCACUGUAAACAGCUCUGACUCUCUAUGUCGUCUUAGAAUUGUGAAUUUCAUUUCACACCACUCUGACUUUCUUUGCAUCUUAAACAGCAUUUGUGAAUUUUAUUAUGCAGAAAUUUGGUGGAGCUCCCCUGACAUGAUUAAAACGGGCCUUUAUUAUUUUGGCAAAUAUGUCAGAAUUGGUCAGGAUGUUCACAGCAUACACUGAAAACAGUGAUACAUUUGAGGGCUUAUAUAAUGUCGAAUGCAAAAAAUUUGAGCGCCCCCUGGUCAAAUUUCGUUUUGUUGAUUUUCUAAGUAAAAGUAAGGUAACGCAUCGUCUACAGGAAACACAUGUUAAUGCACAAUUACUAUUUAUUCACUGAAUUUAUCAUAUUGGAGAGAAAAAAGAUGAAAUGUGCCCUGUGCAAAAGUUAUGGCUAUAACUUUAUCAUUUUUAUACUUUUUAUUUCCAGUUUGUUAAACUUGGCAAAUAAGUAGAAAUUGUGCACUUUGUUAGAGAAUUAACCAAAUGUCAUUUGUCCAGAGCUGUUCAAGCUUUUGCAUAUCACUAUUACAAUCACAAUUAAUGAUCAGUAUAUUGUGCAGCCCUUUCACCUUCCCGUACCUCUGUAAUCACACCCUGCCUUUGAGAGCUACUCUCCACUCCUAUAAAGGAGUCCCUUGUGUUUUUCUACUGCAGUUUUUUUGUACAGCAUGUCACCAAGCAUCGAAUGCCCUAGAAGUGGGUGACCUGCCACUUCCUUUCGCUGACUAACCUUUCACGUGAAAGAGUGAGCAGCAUAUACCCACAAACACCUCCGACUCCAGAUGCCUCACUUGUGACGCUGUCUAAAAGGGAAAAGGAUCCUUUCUCAUCUACGCCUAAGUGUUCAGUGACCCUUCCCUGUGUACCCAAAACAAAUAAAAAAAGACUAAGUGGUUCAAAUGAUAUACGAACCUGAUAUUUCUCUCAAGGCACCUACUGACCUCAACAAUUACUUUCCUAACGAAGAAACUUAGCGUGCAUGUUUUAAGGCCCACUGUUAGUCAGUUUUUCCCUUUUAUAAGAUGCCAGCUGCUGGAAUGGUGCUGUUAAGUGCUACGUAGAUGGAAUGAGUGAGCAAGGUGUCAACUCCCCCUGCUGGGAGAUUGGACAGUGUUGCCAGGCAACACACAUGGCGAUGGACCCUUGAGUGCCGUUGUUUUUCAACCCCCCUUCGUGGCCAAUGUUUAAAAACAGCGACUCAUGCAUUUCAACCACAACACUUUCUGACCACACUAUUAUAUCAGGUACAUGACAUUUACCUGGUCCCACUCACCUUGUUGUUUUUCCUUUUUUUAUAUUAUUAUUUUAAUUUGUAAUGUCUUUGAAGUAGAUCCUUGUUGCACUGUACAGAAUUAAGGAUUGUGGCAGAAGGGAAAGAUGUUUGUUGGAUUGUUUUAUAAAAUAAGUUCCCAGUUUGUCUUUGGAAGUGAUUGAGCAUAAAAUGGGAGAGCAAAAAAAACUUUUCAUAAAA
Molecule: messenger RNA, 3685 nt
Organism: Pygocentrus nattereri (red-bellied piranha)
Lineage: Eukaryota; Metazoa; Chordata; Actinopteri; Characiformes; Serrasalmidae
Gene: c7h19orf47
Product: chromosome 7 C19orf47 homolog
Exons: 8
Coding region: 265-1341 (358 amino acids)
Cellular component (GO): nucleus
Source: RefSeq, a predicted model, not a curated record